This is a messenger RNA of Onthophagus taurus, 1765 nucleotides long. It is a transcript of the gene Zip48C, whose product is annotated as Zinc/iron regulated transporter-related protein 48C. NCBI's taxonomy places the organism in Eukaryota, Metazoa, Arthropoda, Insecta, Coleoptera, Scarabaeidae. The record is from RefSeq and is a predicted model, not a curated record. Gene Ontology annotation, biological process: zinc ion transmembrane transport. Gene Ontology annotation, molecular function: zinc ion transmembrane transporter activity. Gene Ontology annotation, cellular component: membrane.
AAAAAAAAAAAUUUUUAAUUUUAACCAUUAAAUUUGUAAAGAGUAAUUAAAAAAUUAAAAGUAAAUCUCUAAUUGAAUAGAAACACUUAAUGCUUUAUAAUUUCGGUUUGUGUAUGAUUCAACAAAAUCAACAAAAAAAAUUUACCCAAACAGCCUUCGACGUAAAGCGGACGGAGAGGAGGUUUUGAAACGUGAAUUUAACGUGGAUUCCGCGAUUUACGGUGGUGGGGGCCCCCAUCCGCGGUUCGCUUAUUAACUUCAAGCCUUAAAAUAAGCGCGUAUUUUGACUGAUAGUUAUGUAGUGUCGAGAUAACCUCAAAAUUAAAAGAACCCCAUAACGUUACGAAUAUGUUGCAAGGAUAUGGACCCGUUAUGCAAGCCUUCAUGGGGACACUCAUGACGUGGGGUCUCACAGCUGCCGGGGCUUCUUUAGUUAUUUUUAUUAAAGGGACAAGAAGAAAAUUUCUCGAUGCAAGUUUGGGGUUUGCAGCUGGCGUGAUGAUAGCGGCAUCGUAUUGGUCUCUAUUAUCACCGGCUAUUGAAAUGGCUGAGAAAUCGCAGAAAUACGGUGAAAAUGGGGAAUACGCUUUCAUUCCUGUAGCGAUAGGGUUCUUGCUUGGUGCUGUUUUUGUAUUCUUAGCUGAUAAGUUAAUAUCUAAAUUAGGAUCGCAUUCGCACAACAUGAUGUUGGCUCUACAUAAUUCGUCAACACGCAAAGAAGAAUCGAAACGUAACUCAAAAAUCUCAACCGUAGAUUCAGCAACUGUCGAUUUUACUGAAACAACUGUAACAACGACGUUUCGACGGAGAGGAAGAAUUAAGCAUACUAACGAAGAUGAUACAAUAGUUGAUUCUCAGACUUAUGAGGAGAACAUUGAGGAAAUUCAACAUGGACAAUGGAAAAGGAUCAUGUUACUCGUCGUUGCAAUAACCGUUCAUAAUAUUCCGGAAGGUUUAGCUGUCGGAGUUGGUUUUGGAGCUGUUGGAAGUUCAACAUCGGCAACAUUUGAAAGUGCUAGAAACUUGGCUAUCGGAAUUGGAAUUCAAAACUUUCCCGAAGGUUUAGCCGUAAGCCUUCCGCUUCACGCGGCCGGUUUUUCGACCUUGCGAAGCUUUUGGUAUGGUCAACUUAGUGGUAUGGUUGAACCAAUCUUUGGCGUUCUGGGUGCUUUAACGGUGGCCUUAGCUCAACCCGUUUUGCCUUAUGCCUUGGCGUUUGCCGCGGGCGCUAUGAUAUAUGUUGUAGUCGAUGAUAUAAUCCCCGAAGCUAAUACUAAUGGGAAUGGAAAAUUGGCAACUUGGGGCUCAAUUCUUGGAUUUCUAGUCAUGAUGACUUUGGACGUUGGAUUAGGAUAAGCAGAUGCAAUAAAUUUAUCGAUUAGUAGUUAUCAACAAACUUAGAUUCCUUUUUUUUAACUUUUUAAACGCAAAAGGCAUUUUUUUAAAAAUAAUAAUCGUCACUUUCUUGUCAUUAACGCAUAGGAAAUUAAAAAGAUACAUACAAAGAACUACAUAUCCUCAUUAGAUUAUUUACGUUGUACUUUAAUCAUUCUUUAUUUCUGUACAUAAAAGCCUCUUCUACAACUUCCAUUUUAUAGUGUACUUAUUAGAUUUAUUUCAAAGUUUUAAGUGUUCAAAAUGGUGUUUAAAAAAAGCCAGGGUAUUCUCUUGUACUACUUAAAUAGUUCCACUUUUUAUUCUUAAUCACUAAUUAUUUUCAGUAUUGUAAUUAAUUUGGUUUAAGCCGUAAUCGUGAAGAAAAAAA